UUAAAUUAGUGAUGGGCAAAUGAAGCUUCAUGAAGCAUUUGUGGUCGUCUUGGCCACUGCAAUGGAAAUGUAUUCCAUUUAUUUCAUCCACUCCAUCUAAAAACCACAAAUGCCUUCUAGAGGAGUCAGAAAAUGUCUCAAGUGCUUCAAUCAGACUUAUUUGUACAUCACUACUGUUUAUUGACUUCGGUGAUUAAAAAGAAUACCCUAGUGCCAGUCAGCCAAGAGAUGGAGCUGUUACACCACCGAACAUCUCCAAAGUUGAUCCCUUGAAAAGUUCAAAUCCUUCAUAACAAAUCCUAGCCUUGGGUUGGCAAUACUAUUUCGAUAUAAAUUAAACGGGACGGUCUAAGAGGUCUUGAUUCAGAGCAAACCAGGCUAAAGAUCAAUGGCGGCAGCUGUUGUUGUUGGGGCUGUUGUCAAGCAGGCCAUCGCAUUACACUAAUGAAUCAAAUUCAUCAGGAAGAAAGGCCUGGGAAGAUGCGCACCACCAUGAUCAGGUCACCGAGUGGCUUGCAGAUCUUAAUUCGUUCUAAUAGGAUUAGCUCUUGCAAGCUGGGAUGCACAGGAAGCAUCUCAGCAUGUUGUAGUAUUCACUCCAAAACGUGUAUGUUCGCCUCAGGUUGCGAUUAUUAUUUUUUCCAUUAUAAUCAGAUCAUUAAUGGGGUGAUGUGGAGUAUUUCAAAAGUGUAGCUUCAAUUGGGUUAAAUGGGGCUGCUGGAUAAACUGUCAGGCUGGCUGGGCCUGAAGAAGAAGGAAGUCAAUGUUUUAUGUUUGGGACUGGACAACAGCGGCAAAACUACCAUCAUCAACCAAUUGAAACCAGCUAAUCGUUCGAAUUUCUUAGGGCCAUUAUCAGAAGAGUGGAAACAUGUUAGUCAGACACCGGGACAAGACAUAGUUCCAACAAUUGGCUUCAACAUUGAAAAGUUCAAGAGUUCAAGCCUUUCCUUCACAGUAUUCGACAUGUCUGGCCAAAGCAAAUACAGAAAUCUGUGGGAGCACUAUUAUAAAGAAAGCCACGCCAUCAUUUUUGUUAUAGAUAGCAGUGACAAAUUGAGAAUGGUUGUUGCCAAAGAGGAGCUCGAUACCCUUCUCAACCACGGAGAUAUUUGCAGCAAAAAAGUACCCGUGUUAUUCUUCGCAAACAAGAUGGAUCUCCGUGACGCCAUGUCGUCUGUCAAGGUUUCCCAGAUGUUGUGUUUGGAGAAUAUCAAAGACAAACCUUGGCACAUCUGUGCUAGCAAUGCUAUCGAAGGAGAUGGCCUGCAGGAGGGGAUGGAAUGGCUCCAAGGUGGACCACAAAGGGCAGCGAUGUUCUUAACAGGAGAUGAGAGAACAGCUUCUGAUGGAGGCCAAGCUCUACUUACAGAUGCAGACACCUGCCACUCAGCAAAGACUGAUGUCGGAAUAGUUUCAGCUUCUUCACUUCGCACUUGAGGAAUUGCUCAGAGUCCGUGACAAAAUGUAAGCUCGCUGGAAUUCGCAGUGCCCUUAACUGGAAGAG
Syngnathus typhle (broad-nosed pipefish) is the source of this 1507-nucleotide messenger RNA. Its product is annotated as ADP-ribosylation factor-like protein 6. The transcript has 9 exons. NCBI's taxonomy places the organism in Eukaryota, Metazoa, Chordata, Actinopteri, Syngnathiformes, Syngnathidae. Gene Ontology annotation, cellular component: axoneme; cytoplasm. Gene Ontology annotation, biological process: cilium assembly; intracellular protein transport; protein localization to cilium. The record is from RefSeq and is a predicted model, not a curated record. Gene Ontology annotation, molecular function: GTPase activity; GTP binding. The coding region runs from base 709 to 1440 and encodes 243 amino acids.